Molecule: messenger RNA, 2052 nt
Organism: Folsomia candida
Lineage: Eukaryota; Metazoa; Arthropoda; Collembola; Entomobryomorpha; Isotomidae
Gene: Arp1
Product: beta-centractin
Exons: 9
Coding region: 293-1411 (372 amino acids)
Source: RefSeq, a predicted model, not a curated record
AGAAUGUGUCUAGACUCCAUCCUCACCACUGUCUCGUUUUUAUUUUCAACUGACCUGAAGCCAGCCACUCAAAAUUUCCAAAAAGUUGGACAAUUUUCCAUGACCAAAAUGCAUGAAAGCUAAGCGUUUUCGAACAAAGUGCAUUCGUACUAUGAGAGAUUUAAUGCGGCAGCUUGGAAAUGUAUGAGUCAAGUCACAGCACACAGAAAAGUUGUUCGUUGUGACAAGUACGUAAAAUGCGAGAAAAGUUGGUUAAAAAUUGAAUUUAUUGAUAAACGAUAAGUAAAACGAAAUGGAGUUGGUAAAUCAGCCUGUAGUGAUUGAUAAUGGUUCCGGUAUUAUCAAGGCCGGAUUUGCUGGAGAUUCCGUUCCUAAAUGUCGGUUUCCUAAUUAUGUGGGCCGUCCAAAGCACGUUCGAGUGAUGGCCGGAGCUUUGGAGGGUGACCUUUUCAUCGGUCCCAAGGCGGAAGAGCACAGGGGCCUGUUGGCCAUCAAGUACCCGAUGGAACACGGCAUCGUCACGGAUUGGAACGAUAUGGAGAGAAUUUGGCAAUAUGUGUACAGCAAAGAUCAGCUGCAAACAUUUGCUGAAGAGCACCCCGUUCUCCUCACGGAAGCGCCCCUCAAUCCGCGCAGGAACAGGGAGAAGUCGGCCGAGAUCUUUUUUGAAACGCUGAACGCUCCUGCCUUAUUUUUGUCGAUGCAGGCAGUUCUAAGCUUAUAUGCAACUGGGAGGACGACGGGCGUGGUGCUGGACGCCGGAGAUGGUGUGACCCAUGCAGUGCCUAUUUACGAAGGUUUCGCCCUGCCACACAGCAUCAUGAGGGUGGAUUUAGCUGGGCGAGAUGUGACGAGAUAUCUGAGGUUUCUUCUACGCAAGGAAGGAAUCAAUUUUAGGACAUCGUCAGAGUUUGAAAUAGUACGGACGAUUAAGGAGCGAGAGUGUUACCUAUCUGCGAAUCCAUCCAAGGACUCUGACCCGGAUGCGGAUAAGCGAAUUUACAAGCUACCAGACGGUAGUCAGCUUGAUAUUGGCCAGGCUCGCUUCCGAGCUCCGGAGGUUCUGUUUCGACCAGAUUUGAUCGGAGAAGAGUGUGAAGCUAUGCAUGAAGUUUUGCUGUUUUCCAUACAAAAGUCGGACACGGAUUUGAGGAAAAUUCUCUUUCAAAAUAUCGUGCUAUCCGGUGGCUCGACUUUAUUUAAAGGUUUUGGUGACCGUCUGUUAUCUGAAGUGAGAAAACAAGCACCAAAGGAUAUCAAAAUCAAGAUUUCCGCACCUCAGGAACGUCUAUACUCGACCUGGAUCGGUGGCUCGAUAUUGGCGUCGUUGGACACGUUCAAGAAAAUGUGGGUUUCGAAACGGGAAUUUGAAGAGGAAGGCCAACGCGCUAUUCACCGAAAAACAUUUUGAUUUUGGAUCUUUAUUUUAAAAACUGUUUGUACAUGUAGAAUUUAUGGAUGAAAAACUACCACAGUAUUUAAAUUAUUGUGUCUAUCAAUUAUCUUACAUAUUGAGGCAUUUCAAGUUAGGUUUCGUAACUUCGUAACCCCCGUAAACUUAUGAAACUUUUGACGAAACCUGGGAACAUCUCUCAAGUAAUUUUUGCUAACAAUUAAGCUAUUCAUAGAAGAUAAUCAUCAUGUUUUUAGUUCGUAAGCUUACGUGGUUACGGAUUUAUGAAGGUUGACGUGAAAUGCCUAAUUGUUUAAUAAGUAAAAUCAUGGGGUUUGUAUUGCCAAGAAGUUUAUACUGAUUUGUUUCCAAAUUAUGAUAAGUCUUGUAUUUAAUUUUAUAUGCGAAUGUAAAAACCAAUCAAUUGAAAUUCUGUGUCAAAUCAAACACGCUGUAAAUACGACUACUUUUGCUAUUCGGUGCAUUGCCAUCCUAUUCAGAAUGACGAAAUAAUGAACAAUGAAUGAUUGUUGCUCUUAAAAACUGAGUAGAUUAUUGUAUAAUUGAGUAGGUCUCUUUAUUUAUCAUGUUUAAUACGUUACUUGUUACAGCAGCUAAUCAUUUUAUACAAAUAAUAAAGCUGAAGAUUAUCACAAUGA